Messenger RNA from Plasmodium coatneyi, 1104 nucleotides. RefSeq lists its product as uncharacterized. Bases 1 to 1104 code for a protein of 367 amino acids. The transcript has a single exon. NCBI's taxonomy places the organism in Eukaryota, Apicomplexa, Aconoidasida, Haemosporida, Plasmodiidae. The record is from RefSeq and is a predicted model, not a curated record.
AUGGACUCAACAAAUAUUAAACGGGGGCUAAGCAAUGAGAACAGCAGUGCACACAGUGCCGAGGGGAAGGGGGAAGUGACACCGACUGGAAAGGAGGCAGAACUGCAGGUGGGGGGGAUGCACACGGAUGUGGAUACGAUUGAGGGUGGCACAGCUAAAGAUGCGCAAAGACAAAAGGGGCGGAAAGGGGGGACCCAAGAGCAAGGCGAUAGUAGAGAGGCGAGCUUCAAAAGGGAGAGCGACCUGACGGAUGACCAGCGAACCGACCGGAAGAAGAGCCAAGGACAGAGUGAAAACCCCACCAUUCGCAGCGACGUCGAAUUUCACAAACUGUACGAAAGCGAUGACAACAAUUUUGUGUCCCCCCGGCACAGCUCCACUAGCGAAUCUGUAAAAAAAGAGGACCUAAACAAAGAGAGAAAAAAAAAAAAAAACAACAACAUGAUGCUUAACACAACCAUGUUGCAGUCAUACAUUCACAGAAGCUACGACAAAGUAUCGAAUGCUUUUAUUAAAACGUCCAAAUCGUUGCUCAAGAGGACGAAUAAUAACAUUGCCUAUUUGGAGGACGGGGCAGACAGGGGGGAAGCACGUCCAAAAGGGGGAAGCUCCAGCCAGGUCGAUGCGAGAAGCAAAGUUAAAAACGCCAGGGUAAGACUUCUCAGAAAUUGUCUUAUCGGAUCAGCAAAUCGGAUGGAAAGUCAAACGGCGAGUUUAUCGAAUGAUCUGUCAGCCUGUCAUGAGCCCGACGAGGAUACCUUCUUCACCGAGAAUUUCGACCUAAUAAAUAAAACGUUAAGAGAAGAUAAUAAGUGGGGGGAGGAGAAUAAAGAGCGAAUGAUGGGAAAGUGCAAAAACCUACUCGAAAGCAAUGACACCGUGAAGUUGUACAACGAAAUUGAUGACCUCUACGAGGAGAGGAUUCUUCUCGUCAAAUUUAUUAACUACUACAUGGAUAUAAAUGAGAAGCACCAACGUGAACUCCAAAAAAUCCAGACGUCCUACGAGAUUCUGCUCACAGAGAAUGAGCAGCUCAGUCAGAACAACAUCACGCUGAAGAGGCACAUUGAUUUGUUGCGCUCAGGGGAUACACACGCGCCAUGA